This is a messenger RNA of Diversispora eburnea, 1137 nucleotides long. Lineage: Eukaryota; Fungi; Glomeromycota; Glomeromycetes; Diversisporales; Diversisporaceae. The record is from the annotation of a GenBank genome assembly.
AUGUUUGGAACGUUUUUAUUGGAUAUAAUUAGUGAAGCGGCAGAUGAUAUAAUAAAAUUAAGUUGGAAUUUUAUCGAACAGUGUUGGGAAUAUGAUUUAUUAGGAAAAGUUUCUUUGAAAGAAAUAAAAGAUUCUAAUUAUGAUAUAUUAGAAUUUCUGAAAGCGUUAUUUGAUAUUGAUUUACAUAAUUUUUUAACCAUGAAUUUUUGGGAUUUAGGAUGGGAAACAAAAAUAGACAUAUUAUGUUCAAUAGUAUGUGGUCUUGAAAGCAUACAUGCAAAAAACUUGGUUCAUUGUGACCUUCAUAGUGGAAAUCUUUUGGUAAACUAUAAUUACUAUUCCGACAUGGGAAUGAAUUUAGGUUUAUGUAGAUUAGAAAAUGAUUUGAUUUUAAACUCUGAUGACGAGAAUGAUAUUAUUUAUGGUUCAAUUCCAUAUAUUCCACCCGAGAUAUUAAGAGGAAAUAAAGGUAAUGGAUUUACGAGAGAGGGCAAUGUUUAUAAUUUUGGUGGAAUAAUGUAUGAAAUAGUUACAGCACAACAGCCAUUUGCUGACCAAGCACAUGAUACUUACUUGAUGAUAGAUAUAUGUAAUGGUGUAAGACCAAAGGUCCCUGUUUUAAUGUUAAAUUGGAUUCCAGAAUGGUAUUUAGACUUGAUGUAUCGUUGUUGGAGUGAUGAUCCUUCUGAACGUCCAACUUCCUUUGAAUUAUGGAAUUUAUUUUAUGCAAUACGUCAAAGACGUUUGGAUAAUAUAGUGGAUAAUAACGUUAUGCAACAGCUUAAAAUUGCUGAUGAAAAUCAAAAAAAUACAUCAAAAUCUCAAAAGCAAGAAUUAUUUUCAUAUUCUAGUAAGAUACAUUCUCAAUCAUGUUAUAUUAGUCGAUAUAUUGAAACUCUUCAUGGAUUGAAUGGUUUAUUGGAAGGAAUAAAAUCUGGGGAAUCUUCAGGGCAUGAAGUACAAAUAUGUGGGAUAGACUUACCUGCCUCAAAAGUUUGCAGAAUGAUGAUAGCAUUAGUUCAUGGAACAUUAUGCUUAGGUAAAGACGAUGCUGUGGAAUCACCAAUAAAUGUAUUUUCAAAUGCUCUUCCUUCCCCCGAAAUUACAAAACUUGAGCUUUAUUUGAAACGAGAUUAG